CUGGAGAGAGAAACACGACUCCUGUUCUCUCACACAAACCCCCAGCAGCACUGGCUCCAGCACACGGUCAGAGGGGCUCUUUGUCUCCAUUUCCAGGAGGUUUCUGGUCAGUUCAGCAUGGAGCUCUUGACACAUCCAGCCAAACCCGCAACAGCUCCAAACUGAAGAGUGAAACUCCUGAAAGACUAGCCGCGAGGAGUAACUGGAUUGUAGCCUUUAUACAACAACUCACAACCGCAGAAUUUCUACACACACAUACACUUUUGAGCCUUUAAUUCACACCCGUCGCGUUUAUCGACUUCUGCAACCAUGGGUUUAUGGACGAGAAGACGCGAGCGCGAACUCGCACACGCCGAGGCUGUUUUCCUGGCGCUUACUCUGAUCGGCGAAGUGAUCCUUGUCCAGGCUGGCUCUUUCUAUUUCACCAAGGAGCCAAAAUCCCAGGAUGCCCUGCACGGGCGCAGUGCCAUGCUGCGGUGUGAAGUAAACGACCCUCAAGGUGUCAUCUACACCUGGAAGCACAACGGCGAGACCGUCACCAAUUCAGAGCGACGAUUUCUGGAAGGGGGCAACCUGAAAUUCACUGCCAUUGACAGAACGUUGGAUUUAGGAAACUUCCAGUGCUUUGCCUCAAAGAACACCAGUGGUGAAGAAGAGCGCACCGGCGAGGCCUCCUUCAAUAUCAAAUGGUUGGAAAGUGGUGCAGUGAGUCUGAAGAGUCCAGAAUCAGUGGCAGAGAUUGAGAGCUCCUCUCAAGUGAUACUACGGUGCAACAUAGAUGGACACCCACGGCCAACCAAUCGCUGGCACAGAGAUGGAACACUAUUAACAGAGAAGAGCUACAAAAUAAACAACAAAGACAGAACCCUUAUGCUGCCGAAUGCCAGUCCUGACGACAACGGCCUCUACUACUGCUGUGCAAAGAACGCAGCGGGCCAAGUGUGCAGCAAUGGCAACUUCACACUCAACAUCAUAGAUAAGAGUUUUCCUCAACCCGUGGUGAAGCCAGAGGAUUUGGUGGUCAUGAAGAAUGAGGAAGCGCUUUUCCACUGCCAGUUCACGGCUGAACCGCUGCCUACCGUUGAGUGGUACCAUGAGAAUGAGCUGGUGGCCAACAAGAGCCGUGUCUUUAUUCUGAGCAAUGGAUCCCUCUUCAUCACUCAGGUGAAGCAGCGAAACACAGGCCAGUAUAAAUGUGUGGCACAAGGACCCCGUGGCCCUCCUGUCUCUCUCGAGGCCUCGCUGCGAAUCGCAGAAAUCGAGGACAUGAUGCCUAAACAGUCCAGGGUGUUCACCGGAGACUCUCUGGAGCGAGUGACAUGUCGACCUCCCCAUGGGCACCCGGAGCCAGAGGUUUGGUGGGAACAUGCGGGACAGCGAGUUCCACCCACAGGCAGAGUAUCCCAGGAUGGACUGGACCUGAUUUUCAGUCCCACUCGUGGCGAAGACUCUGGGAUCUACACGUGUUUUGCACUAAACAAGGCUGGACUGAAGAAACAAGAGUUGACGGUCACUGUGGCCACCAAACCGGAGUGGGUCCAGAAACCCGUGGACAGCCAGCUGGAGGAGGGGCGCGCCGGGUACCUGCACUGCCACACACGCGCCACGCCUGAACCCGAGGUCACGUGGUACCGCAACAUGCAGCCAAUCACCGCAGAGGACGUUCGCUUCAAGCUCUUCUCCAAUGGAACUUUGCGCAUAAAUAACGUGGAGGUGUAUGACGGCCAUCUGUACGGCUGUGAGAGCAGAACGGAGGCGGGAAAACUGAAUGCCCAGGCACGGGUCUAUGUACUCGAGCGUCUGAAGUUCACGCCGACGCCGCAGGCCUACCAGUGCCUGGAGUUCAACAAGGAAGGACAUCUGCAGUGUUCUGCCAAGGGCCGACAGAUCCCCACCAUCCGCUGGAUCAGAACAGAUGGCAGUGAUAUCCCAGUGUUGGUGGAGCAGCAGAGGGGCACACUGCACUUCACCAAAGUCACACGGGCCGACGCGGGCAACUACACCUGCCUGGCCUCCAACGAUCAGCAGGGAGAGAUCAGAGCAGUCGUCCAGCUCACCGUCGCAGUUUAUGUGGCGUUUAAGCUCAAGCCAGAGAAUACCACAGUAUAUCAGGGACACACUGCAGUACUUCACUGUCAGGCCACUGGAGACCCUCAUCCCUUUAUCCAGUGGAAGAAAAAAGACAAGUUUCUGGAGGCAGACAAGAGCAGAUUCCAGAAGAUGCCCAACGGCUCUCUGGUCAUUCAUGACGUCAGCACGGAGGACACUGGGAGCUACACUUGCAUCGCAGGGAACAGCUGUAACAUUGCACACACUUCGGCAGAGCUCUACGUUGUGGAAAAACCAGUACAGCACUCAUUAGCAGAUGAUGAAAAGACCCCUUACAAAAUGAUCCAGACUAUUGGUCUGUCGGUGGGGGCGGCAGUCGCUUACAUCAUCAUUGUGCUGGGUCUCAUGUUUUACUGUAAGCAGAGACGCAACGCCAAGAGACUCCAGAAGGGGCAGGACGGAGACGAGCAAGAGGUGGAAUGUCUCAACGGGGACGUACAACAGAACGGCCACACCACAGCAGAGAUCCAGGAGGAGGUGGCGCUUACCAACAUGGCUGCCACCGGAAACAACAAACGCCACAGCAGUCACGACAAGCUUCAGUUCCCCCGAAACAACCUGCACACCAUCACAACACUGGGUAAAGGAGAGUUUGGUGACGUGCUGCUGGCUAAAGCAAAGGCCAGUGAGGAUGAGGAGGAGAUGGUCGUGCUGGUGAAGAGUCUGCAAACACGCGACGAGCAAAUGCAGUUGGAUUUCCGUCGUGAAUGUGAGAUGUUUGCUAAGCUGAGCCACGCUAACGUUGCUCGUCUGCUGGGCCUCUGCAGAGAAGUGGAGCCGCAUUACAUGAUCAUGGAGUACAGCGACAUGGGUGAUCUGAAGCAGUACCUGAGGGUGUCCAAGAGCAAAGAUGAGAAAGUCAAAGUCCAGCCGCUCAGCACCAAACAGAAGGUGUCGGUGUGUCUGCAGGUCGCUCGAGGGAUGGAGCACCUGUCCAACCAGCGCUUCGUCCACAGAGACCUGGCCGCCCGCAACUGCCUCAUCUCUGCCAAACGCCAGAUCAAAGUGUCCGCUCUGGGCCUCAGCAAAGACGUCUACAACAGCGAGUACUACCAUUAUCGCCAGUCCUGGAUUCCUCUGCGCUGGCUGCCAUCCGAAGCCGUCUUUGAUGACGACUUCUCCACCAAGACGGACGUGUGGUCGUUCGCAGUGCUCAUGUGGGAGGUCUUCAGCUUUGGGGAGCUGCCGUACGCUGAUCUAUCGGAUGAUAAAGUCCUAGAAGCUCUGCAGGAAGGCAAGCUGAAGUUGUCUCCUCCUCAGGGGUGUCCAUCUCGCGUGUUCAAGCUGAUGGUGCGCUGUUGGGCCGCCAGUCCCAAAGACCGACUGUCUUUCAGCGACAUCACCUGCGCCCUCAGCGACCUGCCCUCCGAGAGCAAAGUCUGAGAGGACGGGAUCAUCCGUCAAGCCAUGAUGGAAAAACCUCCACAUCAAAAAUUCUGGCUCAAGUGUCUUGCCUCGAGAAAAAAGACUUGUUUUAUUAUCAACCAUCUCUUCCUUUUUUAUAUAUAUAUACUGUAUAUGUUUAAUAAAAUGUUUUCGAAGGUUCCUCCAACAUUUGGUUUUAAAUGGGGUUUGUCUAUCACUUCUCAGUUUGAGUUUGCCCACUCAAAACGAAGAAAUGUAGUAAAUGGUGCGUUUGUAAUACCAAACCAUGCACUGACCAAUUUUAUAUUUUAGAAGGAUUGUCUCGGGAGCCUCUUAAUUUAUUUAAAAGGUCCUGUUUGUUCAAUGUACAGAAAGGUACUGUUUAUAUGACUUUUUUUAUGAUGUUUAUGAGUUUAGCCUUUUUUUUUAUAUAUAAUUCAGAAGUACUCAUAGAAACAACUGUUGAGAAAACCAUGUUUAUAAAAUGACUUCAAGUUCAAAUUUCAAGUGCCUGUAAAAUGAAGGAUGUCUUGACUUUAGUAUGCUGUAUGUUACGACUUGGAAAUGCCUUGAAUGUUUUGUUUUUUUAUAUAUAUAUAUACAUUUAUAGUGUUUUUAUUGCUUAGUCCAGUGUUUUAUCUUGUAAUUGCUACCCACACGUUACAUAUCGGUUUCUAUAAAAGUCCAGAGGUCUUCUUGACUCUGGGGAAAAAAGUGAACACACACUUCUGUCGCAUACUCUGCUGUUGCAAUAAAACUUCACUUUUAACAAAGCUU
Rhinichthys klamathensis goyatoka is the source of this 4251-nucleotide messenger RNA. RefSeq names its product protein tyrosine kinase 7a (gene ptk7a). Gene Ontology annotation, biological process: homophilic cell-cell adhesion; synapse organization; protein phosphorylation. The record is from RefSeq and is a predicted model, not a curated record. Gene Ontology annotation, molecular function: protein tyrosine kinase activity; ATP binding; axon guidance receptor activity. The coding region runs from base 310 to 3492 and encodes 1060 amino acids. The transcript has 20 exons. Gene Ontology annotation, cellular component: neuronal cell body; plasma membrane; axon. NCBI's taxonomy places the organism in Eukaryota, Metazoa, Chordata, Actinopteri, Cypriniformes, Leuciscidae.